This is a messenger RNA of Cyclopterus lumpus (lumpfish), 1342 nucleotides long. It is a transcript of the gene nxnl2, whose product is annotated as nucleoredoxin like 2. NCBI's taxonomy places the organism in Eukaryota, Metazoa, Chordata, Actinopteri, Perciformes, Cyclopteridae. Gene Ontology annotation, biological process: photoreceptor cell maintenance; sensory perception. The record is from RefSeq and is a predicted model, not a curated record. The transcript has 2 exons. The coding region runs from base 222 to 692 and encodes 156 amino acids.
GUCUGCCCGUGUCCUCAUUGGUCCGCGGGUGCUUUACACAACGGGAUUGGCUGUAAGUAGCUUUGGGGGCUGAUGGUAAACAUUACAGGAAAGUAAGAGAAGCUCCUUCACUUCUUCCAACCAACGGCGCAGGUGUUGAAACGAGAAAAAAAAAUUACAAAAUAAUGAGCUAAAGCGACCCGCCGGGACUCUUUGAUUUACAGCGGCGGGCUUCAGCAGACAUGGUGGAGGUCUUCACCGGGCGGACACUCGUGAAUAAAGACGGGGAUUUAGUCGAUCCCGAUGAGGCGUUGAGGAACAAAGUGGUGGGGAUCUACUUCUCCGCAGGAUGGUGUCCGCCGUGUCGAGACUUCACACCCAUCCUGUGCGAUUUCUACACGGAGCUGGUGGAAGAGGGCGACCCUCCGGCUCAGCUAGAAAUUGUUUUCGUCUCUUCCGACAAGUCGACCCACGACAUGGUUGAAUAUUAUCACGACAUGCACGGAGACUGGCUGGCUCUGCCCUGGACGGACGACUACAAGCAUGAGCUGAAGCAGCGCUACAAGAUCACAGCGGUGCCCAAACUGGUGAUCGUGAAGGAGAACGGCGACGUGAUCACCGACAAGGGCAGGAAACAGAUCCGAGACCGAGGCCUUGCGUGCUUCAGGUCCUGGCUGGACGCCGCGGAAAUCUUCCAGAACUUUAAUGGUUAGCGAAUGAAGACGAGGAGCACGACGAGGAGCACGUCGAGGGCUCCUGGAGCCACCCUGGAGAGCUGGACAAAACAAUAUAAGAAGGGUCUCUAAGGGAUAUGAAAGAGAAAAUUACAUUUCUGUGGCACAACAUUAGAUUAUUUAUUCAGAUUUUAAGACUUUAUUUGCUUUUCUCCUCUCUUUUUUUUGGGUCAAAGAUUGAAUAUGAUUUACUUCUAAAAUCCUUUUGAAUGGAACAAUGUGAGAAGGAAAAGUGCAACUUUGGUUGAAUUGCUCACCAGUCAUGCUUUCAUGAGGGGUUUACAGGUAGAUAUGGAUGUAUUUUAAGGGUUCACAACCCAAAAAGGUUGCAAAACAUUUCUUUAAACAUCCUAUGCAUUAAAGACAAACCUCAGGCAUAUCCACUAUGGUUCAUAUGUGAAAAAAAUAUUUGCUUUAAGGGAAUUGUGCAUUUAAUUUGUAUAAUACAAGCCAGCUACUGUGGUUUCUUUAGAAAAAUACAUUCAUACGUUCUUUAAAAGCUUGUGCACUAACUAAACAUACAGUUAAACCUUGCUUUAUUAAGUAGAUAUGCUUUUGUAUAUUUAAGGUUUGACUUGUAGUUCUACUUUGAGCUGCCUGUAUAUUUUUUUAUGUCAAAUUAGUGGUUU